Clupea harengus (Atlantic herring) is the source of this 1395-nucleotide messenger RNA. RefSeq names its product dopamine receptor D4a (gene drd4a). Gene Ontology annotation, cellular component: plasma membrane. Gene Ontology annotation, molecular function: dopamine neurotransmitter receptor activity, coupled via Gi/Go; G protein-coupled receptor activity. The record is from RefSeq and is a predicted model, not a curated record. Gene Ontology annotation, biological process: adenylate cyclase-inhibiting dopamine receptor signaling pathway; negative regulation of synaptic transmission, glutamatergic; phospholipase C-activating dopamine receptor signaling pathway. NCBI's taxonomy places the organism in Eukaryota, Metazoa, Chordata, Actinopteri, Clupeiformes, Clupeidae.
UGGUGAGACCUGAGGGGUUUUGGUAAACAUGCCAUCAAACCUCACCGGCUCAAAUAGCACGACAAUUCCCCCGGACGCUCACCGCAACUUUCCCGCCCUCAUCUUUGGAAUAUUGCUCAUCAUUGUCAUCAUCUGUGGAAAUCUGCUCGUGUGCAUUAGUGUUUACACGGAGAAGGCGUUAAAAACAACUACAAACUACUUCAUCAUUAGUUUAGCUGUCUCAGACUUGUUACUGGCGGUGCUGGUAUUGCCGCUCUUCGUGUAUGCUGAGUUCCAGGAUGGCAUCUGGUCCUUGAACAUGUCCAUCUGUGAUGCCCUGAUGACCAUGGAUGUGAUGCUGUGCACAGCCUCCAUAUUCAACCUCUGUGCCAUCAGCAUCGACAGGUUCAUCGCCGUGAAUGUCCCUCUGGCCUACAGCAGGAAGCACGUGGACCAGAGGCAGAUCCUCCUGCUCUCGGGGACCUGGGUCCUGGCGCUGGCCGUGGCGUCGCCCGUCAUCUUCGGCAUCAACAAGGUCCCGGGGCGCAGUCAGAGCGAGUGCAAGCUGGAGGACAACAACUACGUCAUCUACUCCUCUGUCUGCUCCUUCUUCAUCCCCUGCCCCAUCAUGCUGCUGCUGUACUACGGAAUAUUCCGGGGCCUGCGGAAGUGGGAGCAGUCUCGGAAGGCCAAGCUGAGGAGCAGCAUGCAGAUCUCGCAGAAGCUGCAGGAAGCCGCCGGCGUUACCGCCAUGGCCCCACCGCUGGCAGGCGCCCAACCCCCCCCACAGCUACCUCCCGCCAUAAAGUGCGAGCUCACACACGUGAACCUGCACCCCGCCAAAGAGCGCAAGCUCUCCGAGCUGAAGCUGGAAGAGCUGGACCAAGAUCCAGACACAGACCAGGCUGUCGCGCUGCCCCCAGACCCUAACCUCGACCGUAACCUCGACCGUAACUCGUCCCAGCCGGUACCAGCGGUGGCCUACUCAAACCUGAGGCCCAACCAGGAGCUCAGGAGGAACAAAAUCAACCGCAGGGAGAGGAAGGCCAUGCGAGUGCUGCCUGUAGUAGUAGGUGCCUUCCUGCUGUGCUGGACGCCGUUCUUCGUGGUGCACAUGCUAGGGGCGGUGUGUGACAUGUGUGAUGUUCCGUCCGGACUCAUGAGCACCGUCACGUGGCUUGGCUACGUCAACAGCGCCGUCAACCCCAUCAUCUAUACCGUGUUCAACACAGAGUUCCGCAAGUUCUUCAAGAAGUUCCUACCCCGCUGUCGCUGACCCUUAAGGCCUGGGGAACCAGUGAACUACAGGGGAACCGAUGAACUACAGGGGAACCAAUGAACUACAGCAGUGGUUCUCAAACUAGGGGUCGGGACCCCAAGUGGGGUCGCCAAACGUUUUUUGGGGGUCGUGAAAUG